Messenger RNA from Stegodyphus dumicola, 1225 nucleotides. RefSeq names its product sterile alpha motif domain-containing protein aveugle (gene ave). NCBI's taxonomy places the organism in Eukaryota, Metazoa, Arthropoda, Arachnida, Araneae, Eresidae. Gene Ontology annotation, biological process: cell surface receptor protein tyrosine kinase signaling pathway. Gene Ontology annotation, cellular component: cytoplasmic side of plasma membrane. The record is from RefSeq and is a predicted model, not a curated record. Gene Ontology annotation, molecular function: protein binding.
AAAAAAAUAUUUCUUCUCUGCUGUGUUAAGGUCAACUUAAUUUAUAUAAUAGAAGAAUACAUUUGAAUUCUCCAGUGUAAUUGCAUAUAAGGAUUCUAUUUUUUUUUAUCGUUUGAUUUUACUUGCGCUUCCUUGCACUUUGAUUGUUUCAAUUCACGGUAAGCCAUUUUUUGAACUCUUUAAACAUUUGGGCAUGGCUGGCAGGAAUGGAAGAGAGCACCUUUAGAAAGGUGCUGAAAGACCAGAGUGAAAAGCAAUUAUCUGCAAACAUAAUGACGAACAAAAAUAGUGUUUCAUCAUCAAGUUCUGGAAAAGAUAAUGAAACUGCUACAAACACAAAUACUCGUCCAAAACUUGUGUUCUUUUGGACAAAUGCUGAAGUGCUGAAAUGGUUACGUAGGCACUGUGAAGAACACCACACACUGUAUGCAAGUUUAUUUUUGGAAAAUGAUAUUACAGGACGAUCUUUAUUAAGAAUGAAUGAUUCAACUCUUGAAAGGAUGGGUAUUAAGGAGAAAGCGCACAGAGAAGUAAUAUGUACAGAAAUACUGAAACUGAAACUCAAAAGUGAUAUUUUAGAAUUAAAAGAUUUGCAAAAGAAAAAAGGUGAUUCGCUGUAGAAAGUUUGCAGAAGUUUUAAAUCCUGAUUAAAAUAAAAUUUGUUCUUGUGAGAAGAAAGUUUCUUUUGGUGGUUGAAACAUGUGUGUAUAUCACAAAAAAUUGUGUGCAUUUUCAAGUAUAUAGAAGUGUAAGAUGCAAUAUUUGUGAAAUCAAGCAUUUAAUGAGCUUAUCCUAAGAAUUAAAUAUCUGUGUUUGAUAGAAUAUUGUCAUAAUUUUCUGUUGUGCACUUCUGAUGAUGAUUUGUAUUUUCAGUGCACAUGCAUGAAAAUAACAUUGCUGUUCUCCAAAUUGGAAAAAAAAAAUUUUGCCAGAUGAUUUCCCCCCCCUCCCCUAUAUUUACAAUACUUUUUAAAACACAAUUGAGUUAGGUAGGAAAAUAUUACCUUUUCCCCGUUGCAUCAAGCAGCUUUAAAUGGCUUCUUGAAUUCAUUUAUUUUCAAAAAUGUUAAUGGUAAAAUGAUUUACAUAAUUUAUUUUCUUCACUAGUGUCUACAAAACAAUCAAAAGCAGUUCUGGUAUUCAUUCUUGGAUCACCCUUCAAUAUUAUUUGCUAUAGUGGCAAUGGUAUCCUAUAGAUGAGACAAAAAACCAAGAAUGUUUUUUU